This is a messenger RNA of Engraulis encrasicolus (European anchovy), 4184 nucleotides long. It is a transcript of the gene znf653, whose product is annotated as zinc finger protein 653. Bases 7 to 2091 code for a protein of 694 amino acids. Gene Ontology annotation, molecular function: transcription coregulator activity. Gene Ontology annotation, biological process: regulation of transcription by RNA polymerase II. Gene Ontology annotation, cellular component: nucleus. NCBI's taxonomy places the organism in Eukaryota, Metazoa, Chordata, Actinopteri, Clupeiformes, Engraulidae. The transcript is spliced from 10 exons. The record is from RefSeq and is a predicted model, not a curated record.
GCCAAGAUGGCGACCGGGUAUACUGGAGAGGCCACCUUGGACACCAAAGAAACGGGGGAUCAAAUUAAAGCAAUUUUACGGCGUUGUAGAGGUCGACCAAGACUUACGGAUUCGGACCGAGCACAGAGGCGACUGGAGUCACGGAAGAAGUACGACGUGCGGCGAGUAUAUCUGGGAGAGUCCCACAAGGUUUGGAGUGAGCUGCGCCGGCAAACUAGCUUAAGCGACGCUGGUUUAGCCGAGUAUUUAAUACUAUUGAAUUCUGUGUAUGGAGAAAGAUAUCAGCAACGAUAUGGCGGGAAGACAACUACUCCAGAACUGUGUGGCAAUCAGAGGAAGGGCAAGAAGGUGCCUGUCACAAGCUUGCAGGCUCUCGUCAGCUGGUACCAGGAGCAUUCGCAGACGUGUCCUCACGAGCCCCAGCUGAAAGCCCUGGAGCCUGUGCUGGGCCUCUCCACCAGUGCACUCUGGCAGUGCGAUGCGGCGCACUCCUUCCUGCAACACCUCUCCUGCCCUGCGGGAGGCGUGAGCGAGUCGGAGGGAGAGGAAGAGGCCGAGGGAGAGUGCGUGUCAGAGAGGGAACAGCAGAUGGUGGAGAUGAUGUCGGGGGUCACCACUCGUGGCCGUCACAACACACGCAAAGAAGAGUUGAGCGACCCCACUGCGCCCAUCGCUGACGCCCCACAGACCGCUGAGGUGACACUGAGCCACGAGGACCCGCUCUCCAUCUCCACCCUCGCCCACCUCCCAGCCUCCUCCACCCUCGCCCACCUCCCAGCCUCCUCCACCCUCGCCCACCUCCCAGCCUCCUCCAGCAUGGCCCACAGCUGCCCGUCCAGGACUGACCACACGGCAGACAGCCAGUCGGUCUGGGAGAUGGAGGUGGUGAUGCAGGGCCAAGCCCCACUAGACCCGCAUGGCAAGCCAGACCACCACCACCACCACCACCACCACCACCACCAGCCCCCGUGUGUGGACCUGGGACCGGACCCGGGCCUGGGGGAGGAUGGUGCCGUGCAGCUGGGCAUGAGUGCAACAGGCUUGGGGGCAGAUGGGGUACCCUCUGGGUAUGAGUGCGUGGUGGUGACGCAGGCUCUGCCCUCUGCGGUGCAGAAUGGAGAUGGGGCAGGAGGUGUUGGGGUCGGGGCCACCCUGCUGCAGGCCAACCUGCAGGCCAACCCUGCGGGGGCAUUACCAGUACCUGUGGAGGGCCACCAGCAGGGGGAGCUGUUUGAGCCACAGACGCUGCAGACCGUGGUGAACAGCUGUGAACUGCCAGAGCAGAGGGGCUCUCUGGAGGCAUCGCAGCUAAUCAUAAUCACGGGCCCCAGUUACGAGGCCCUGACGUCGGAGGGCAUCCAGCUCAACAUGGGCUCCAGCGACGGCGAGGAGGUGACCUGCACGGUCAUCGAAGGCAUGACCUACAACCAGAUGUGUCAGGCCGACGCUGACCUGAGGGGCCCCCUCACCGAUACUACUGACGCCACCAUCACAGAUUUAGGGGAGAAGCAGAUGCUGGUGUCCACUGAGGAGGUGACCGGCCUGAGGACGCCCAGCAGCAAGGAGCUGCAGAGGAGCCUCACCAGGUCUAAGCGGCGGCGGCGUGGACCAGUCAUCGAGGCGGACGGGAUGCUGAAGAUGUUCCACUGUCCCUACGAGGGCUGCAGUCAGGUGUACGUGGCCAUCAGUAGCUUUCAGAACCAUGUCAAUCUGGUGCACAGAAAAGGCCGGACGAAAGUAUGCCCCCACCCUGGCUGUGGGAAGAAGUUCUAUCUCUCCAAUCACCUGCACCGGCAUAUGAUCAUCCAUUCAGGCGUGAGAGACUUCAUCUGUGAGACAUGUGGCAAGUCCUUUAAGAGGAAGAACCACCUGGAGGUUCACCGACGAACACACACAGGAGAGACACCACUACAAUGUGAGAUCUGUGGGUACCAGUGUCGGCAGCGUGCCUCCCUCAACUGGCACAUGAAGAAGCACACCCCGGAGGCGCACUACAACUUCACCUGCGAGCACUGUGGCAAGCGCUUCGAGAAGCUGGACAGCGUCAAGUUCCACAAGCUCAAGAGCCAUCCAGAGAAACAGGCUGUCUGAGAGAUAAACAAAUACAUAAACACAACACUAAAAGGGGCAUCUCUGCUGCCAUGAGGAUGAGCAUAGAUGCGGAUAAAUGGGGGCAUGUCAAAUAUUCCAGAAUAAUUAAAAGAUGGAACUAAAGGGAUCACCGGCUGGCCAGUGAAGUGCAGUGGUCUGGAAAAAGUGCAAUAUGAACAAAGAGACUAUGUAGAGAGCGAUACGAAACAACCUUCUACGGAAGGUCCCGUUCCAGUGUAUGAAUGGACAGUGUCCUGUGGCCUGGUCUUUGCCCCCUCAGGCCCGCGAGGCCGUGCUGGAUGUGGUCUCUAACAGGGUACAGCUCUUCAGUUUGCCAAGGAUGGGCAUCCUUACUGGGCGAAUAGACCAGAAUACUGCCCUACAAUCUUAGAACGCAGUAACUCUGAAAACGGCAAACUGAGAAAAAAGGCUUCAAAGUUUUCCAUAUGGCGCGACAACUGUGUUGUCGGUAAAUUGGUGGUGACACUUCCUGGUAAUGCUUGUUUAGGAUAGAAAUUUAAUGCACACAAAAAAACCCCCAAAAAAACAACAUUUAUGUGUCUUUUUGCCACAAAAAACAGAGUUACUGCGUUCUUGGCUGGUAUUACUGCCACAAAAUGGAGUUACUGCAGGAGUUACUGCGUUCUUAGCUUGUAUUACUGUCUACUCCCAAACCAGUCCCAUUGAAACGUGCAGCAGUAACUCGCCGAUUUACUGCGUUUUUGUUUAACCUUUUUUGGGUCAUUUUUGCACUUUCAAAAUGAGUUUUCUCCAAAACGGGACGGUGUUGGACCACCAUUUUUGGACACAAGACAAAUGAGGUAGUUUAGAACCGAUUUCCGAUAUACAUUUUUUUUCGACCAUUUUGAGUUACUGCGUUCUAGUAUUGCACGGCAGAAUAGGCCGUGACAAUAUUCUAGCGACAGAGAAUUGCUGCUGUGCAGCAAGAGCGAUGCAAGCGAUAGAACUAGCGACUAGAGUAUGUCUGCUAAUAGCAGAAUGCAAGCAUUCCAACAUUCCCAUUGACUGUGGCGCGGAAUCGCAUCAUAGCUAAUUUGUAUAAUAUUGGCUUUAAUUCAACUACAAACUGUCGCUCUUGUCGCGCGAAUCGCCUCUAAUCGCUUUUGUCUCUUCUGUCUCCCGCGACUCAAUAUAAAAUCAAUUACUUCCGUUGCGGGAAUCGUUCAUGUCGCGCUUUGUCUAUUGGUGCCAUCAGGGCAUUUUGUUUGGUCCAGACACCCUGGCUGGUACAGGAGGAAAAAAUACAUUUCCUGUUAUGCCAUAGUCAAAUACAGGGACAAAAGGGACUAGUGAGACUGUUAUGCCUGAGUUGAUAUGUUUGUUUGUUUCUUUCCCUGUUUUACAUCCACAUGGAAUAUGUUUUAUUUAUUUAUCAGAUCAAAACAUUUUUUUAUUGAUGCAACAAAAUGCUUCAGAACAUUUCAGAAACUACAGUUCUUACAUCAUGGUGCAAAUAUCUGAAUUGCCCAUAGUUAAAUGAACUUUGUGUCUAAUGGAAAUGGUUUGUUGUCAAGGAUUUCCUAUGAAGAAACGUAGACUUAACGCGUAUUUAUUGGCACAGUGUUAUAUUUUUGAUGUCUCAAUGGAAAUUCACUAAUGUCAGAACAUAUGGAUGGAUGGAAGCACUGUGGGCUGUCUGUAUUCUCAGGAAAUGUAAACAAAGUGUCUGAUUGACAACCCUUUUCCACACACCCAGUCGUAUGGCGUCUACACAAGUGAUCUUGAGUUUGACUUGAUUUGGCUCAAUUGUGGGUGCGUUCGUAAAGUCAACCUGUCACUCUGAAAAGAGAGAGGACUGCAUAUGGUAAAAAAAAAACCCGACAGACUUUGUGAACUGUUUCAAAGUCAGAACUCUUAUUGCUCUGUGUUUGGAGCACGUGGAGUGGCAGUUAAUGAACGCACUCCAUGUUGACAAAUUUAAAUGAACAGAUGCCCAUAAUUUAUAGGGUUCCCCCCCUCUGUGUCAUUGUACAUGUAUAGAAUUUGUAAGAUAUGUGGAUAUGAUGUAAAUAGAGAGAGUAUGUGUGCUCUCAGAGAUUUGUUUUUUGAUAAAUAAAUAACAAGGCACUGUA